This is a messenger RNA of Hemisphaericaspora subhashii, 1428 nucleotides long. It is a transcript of the gene LAT1, whose product is annotated as dihydrolipoyllysine-residue acetyltransferase. The record is from RefSeq and is a predicted model, not a curated record. The transcript has a single exon. Gene Ontology annotation, molecular function: dihydrolipoyllysine-residue acetyltransferase activity. Gene Ontology annotation, cellular component: pyruvate dehydrogenase complex. Lineage: Eukaryota; Fungi; Ascomycota; Pichiomycetes; Serinales; Debaryomycetaceae. The coding region runs from base 1 to 1428 and encodes 475 amino acids. Gene Ontology annotation, biological process: pyruvate decarboxylation to acetyl-CoA.
AUGUCUGCUUUAUUUAUUGCAUCUAGAACUUCAGCAAUGGCUUUAAGAAGAUCCAUCGCUGUUUCUACCAAACAACAAUCAUCUUUCUUACAAUUAGCCAGAUUAUAUUCAUCAGGUAAAUUCCCACCUCAUACUGUCAUUAAUAUGCCUGCCUUAUCUCCAACUAUGACUCAAGGUAACAUUGGUUCUUGGGCUAAAAAAGUAGGUGAAGAAUUAGUUCCAGGUGAAGCCAUUGCCGAAAUUGAAACCGAUAAAGCAUCUAUGGAUUUCGAAUUCCAAGAAGAAGGUUAUUUAGCUAAGAUUUUAAUGGAUGCUGGUUCUAAAGAUGUCCCAGUUGGUAAACCAAUUGCUGUCUAUGUUGAAGAAGCUGAAGAUGUUGCUGCUUUUGAAAAUUUCACUUUAGCUGAUGCUGGUGAAGCCGCAAAACCAGCUCCAGCUGCUGCCACUCCAGCUGCUACCGAAGCUCCAAAGGCUGAAGCUCCAAAAGCUGAAUCUGCUGCUCCAUCCUCUGCUCCAGCUAAGAAGGCUGCUGCUCCAACUGACAGAAUCAUUGCUUCUCCAUACGCCAAGACCAUUGCUUUAGAAAAGGGUAUUUCCUUAAAGGGAAUUAAAGGUUCUGGUCCCGGUGGUAGAAUCGUUGCCAAGGAUCUCGAAAAUGUCCAACCAGCUGCUGCUGCCGCCGCUCCAGCUGCCGCUGCUGCUCCAGUUGCUGCUGCCCCAGGUGCUUCUUACGAAGAUAUUCCAAUCACUGCCAUGAGAAAUGUCAUUGCUUCAAGAUUAUUACAAUCAACUCAACAAUCCCCAUCAUACAUUAUUCAAUCACAAAUUUCUGUUUCUAAAUUAUUGAAAUUACGUGCUUCCCUUAAUGCAUCUGCUGAUGAAAGAUAUAGAUUAUCUGUUAAUGAUUUAUUAAUUAAAGCUAUUGCUAGAGCUUGUGUUAGAGUCCCACAAGUCAAUUCCGCUUGGUUAGGUGAACAAGGUGUCAUUAGACAGUACAACAAUGUUGAUGUUUCCGUCGCUGUUGCUACCCCAACCGGUUUAAUCACCCCAAUUGUUAAAGACGCUCAUACUAAAGGAUUAGCUACUAUUUCUCAUGAAGUUAAGGAUUUAGGUAAGAGAGCUAAAAUUGGUAAAUUAAACCCAGAAGAAUAUCAAGGUGGUACCAUCUGUAUUUCUAACUUGGGUAUGAACCAUGCUGUUACCGCUUUCACUUCUAUCAUUAACCCACCACAAUCUGCUAUUGUUGCUAUAGGUACUACUGAAAAGAAGGCUGUUCCAUCCGAUGUUAAUGAACAAGGUUUUGUAUUUGAUGAUGUCAUUACUAUUACUGGUACUUUUGAUCACAGAGUUAUUGAUGGUGCUCUUGGUGGUGAAUGGAUUAAGGAAUUAAAGAGGAUUAUUGAAAACCCAUUAGAAAUGUUGAUUUAA